AUGAGCGCUUGGACAGCAGAUGAUUUGCUGAAGGAAAUCAAUGACCUGGAAGACCUCUACUCACUCAGGCCCACUGGACCUACCAUCCCCCACCUGGUGACAGGAUUGCAAAGCAAAAUUGAUGGCAUAGACAGUUUGACACCCAGGCUUUUGGUUCAUUUGAUCAAGGCCUUGGAUGCUGCCAAAUUGCCAGAAGACAUGAAAAAGGCUUUGCAAGACACUAUGGAGAAGAGGAUGGUGCAGAUGAAUAGUGGCUCCUUGAAACUACAGAAUGUGCCUCAAACCUUGCAAAGUUUGUACAACUACUUUAGUGCCAAGGAAUGGGUGCAAUUGCAGAAGGCUCCUUUCACAGAAUCAGUGCACAUUGCUGUUCAAAGGCUCAGGGCUAUUGGUGUGAAAAGCGUGAGGGAAGCGACAAAAAAACAUGGGGUUGCACUCUUGGUGCACUUGGCUAUGAUGAGGGGAGAGCCCAAGCCACCUGGUGGUGAAAUUUACAAAAUGUCAGCUUACCUCCAUGAAGCCUUCACCAAGAGCAAGCAACCAAGCUUAGUUCCUGGCCUGGCUACCUACCCAGACAAACCUGCUGACAUUGGACCAGAGUUCAUGGAUGCUUGCUACUGGAAGGAUGACCAGCCAAGCCAUGUGGGGCCAAUGGUGGCUACUACUGUUAGUGCUUUGCUCAAGGACAUUCCUGUCAGGUCCACCCAUGCAGAGACCAGAGGUGCUGCAGCACCAGCCAUGAAAAGAAACAUGUCUUUCAGCUCCACAGAUUCCUUGGCUGGUGUUUGCAUGGAUUUCAUGCAAAUGAUGAUGGCCACAGCAAGAGGAAUGGACAGUGCUCCCUUGAAGAUUGACUACAAGAAGAGUUUUUCCACUUCUGGUGAACCUUCAGCAGCAGCCUCUGGCAGGCUGGCUUUGCCAAGUGGAUGCAGUCAGGGAGAGGGGACCACCCAGGCAAAUGGAACUUUGGCUACCAUUCCAAACCCAGCUUUGCCUUUGACUGACACACCACCUGAAGAAGAGGCACAUGUUGCUGAUACUGUGCCACCUGGGCAUGAAGAAACCAAGAAUGACCACAAUGAGAAAAAAGAACUUUCUUUGAAGGAUUAUGAAGACCAAGCUUUCAAGAAACUUCAAGAGAAACAAGGGCAAAAGACAAAGGAGCACAAAGACAAGAACAAGAAGCCAGUGUUGAAAAGGCCUGCAGCAGCCAAAGCUAAGGCAGUGGCCAAAACAGUUGCCAAGAAGAAAGGUGAGAAGUGUGCAGAGGUGAUCCUUUUGGUUGUGACGCAUGUGCCAAAGCUAGCUUUGGUGGAGAAAGGCUCAAUGGUCGGGCAGCUUGGAGGAAAUGGUGGACAAAACACCAUGGUGGCAAGUGAAAAGACAAAGCUGAAACUUCUAAGUAAGCUCAGUCUCCCUUUACCAGCUUGGGCAAAGUAG
Messenger RNA from Cladocopium goreaui, 1440 nucleotides. The record is from the annotation of a GenBank genome assembly. NCBI's taxonomy places the organism in Eukaryota, Dinophyceae, Suessiales, Symbiodiniaceae.